Molecule: messenger RNA, 912 nt
Organism: Phytophthora sojae
Lineage: Eukaryota; Oomycota; Peronosporomycetes; Peronosporales; Peronosporaceae
Exons: 1
Coding region: 1-912 (303 amino acids)
Biological process (GO): proteolysis
Molecular function (GO): cysteine-type peptidase activity
Source: RefSeq, a predicted model, not a curated record
AUGGAGUGGCUUCGACAAGUUUGGACCGAUGUCAACCUGACUAGUGUGGAGCUCUUUGAAACGGAAAACAGUGCUCAUGUGUUGGCCGAACCUGCAACACUUGACGGUGAUGGCGAAAUCUCAACGGUUCAACUUCUUCAUCAAACCCUGGCGGAGGCUGUUCUCGAGAAGUACAACUCAACGGUAUUGAGCUCGGAUUUACGUCUCCCGUCCGGCCAAGACUCAAUUCGUUUCGAUCAAAUUGUUGGUUUUGUGGCGGGUAAUCGCAUGUUGAACGACGACAUACUGCGAUUUACAUUACUACUCAUGGCAGAGCAGUUGACGACUUCGCAGACCCUGGUGUUUUCUCCUCAUGCACCAAUGCUUGGGUUCCCGAGACCUCCCCAGCACACGCGACUGACUUCGGUGUCUUUCAUGAUCCUCCCCGUUUUCUUUUCAUCAUCGAACCAUUGGGGGAUCAUCAUCGUUGAAGUGGAUAUGGAUAUGCCAACCCCGACGAUAUAUGUGUUCUACUACGAGUCGAUUGGCGCUGAUUCAUAUCUAUCAGUAAUGAAAGAAAUCUGGAACAAAAAGCUGUUGGCGCAUUUGAAGCUUUGGUACGUCCAAGACUGUGACGACAGAGCCCGAGCCGAAGGAUUCCCUUUCACAGUCGUCGAAGAAGCGAUUAGUGUACCGCUACAACCCGAUGGAACUUCGUGUGGAGUGAUGGUGAUUGCCAUGGCGUAUUCUUACUUGACUGGGAAUCGCGAUUUCCCUCUGCACAAGGUGACAAAAGCCUACGUUGCGUGCAUGCGGCUUCGCAUUCUGUGGAUGGUGAUGACAAAGGCGGUGAUUGAACCCAUCCCACAGCUCAUCAAGGAGCACGCCAGCAAAACAAACAAGGAACUGAAGAAAGCUCUUGGUCGCCACUAA